AUGAGUCGCUCGCAGAGUCUUGGUGUGCUGGCGCUGGAAGUAAGCCUAGUGUUGACUGCGUGGCUCGCUCUCGCACGUGGAGGACUGUCGCCUCGAGUGCACGACGUGAUCGGCGGCACUCUGCUAGUCUCGAGUGCGGGCGCCUGCUACCUGAGUAUUUGCCACGUGCUGAGAAGACUUCCAGGGACCAAACGCGUCAGUGAGCUGCUACUAGACCGCUCCAACCCGCGCUCGUGGCCUCAUGAGAAGCGCCGAUUGUUCCUUGAGGUUUGUACGUGGAUGGCGAGCGUUUUGUCUCUCGACUUCCUGGCGGCAUCUUUGCACCUCUUGGAGACGAGAUUGGACCCGCAGCAGAUGAGAGGCAUCGGAGGCAUGGUGUGGCUCAAGGUCGCGCUGUCGUAUGUCUGUGUGGGGUACAUUAUAUCCGACACCGGGAGCAAGCUGCACUCCUACGUGUUCGGACAGGACGUUGAUGAGGAAAUGCAGCAGUUCCAGUCGGUGGACCAACUCGUGUUCAACUACCUGCUCAUUACGCUCGUCGGCGCGUCGCUCAUCCUUGCCAGUGAACUGCUGCUACUCUGCGCACCCACUCGGCGAGCUGGCAUUGUACUCCAGGGACGAAUUGUGGGCGCUAGAAAGAACUGGGAACGGCAUCCGCUGCGAUCACUUGUUGAGGUGACAGGAACGUUUGGUGCAACGACGUUGUACUACAGCACGACGAAGGAUAUGCUGCUCUCGCUGCAGCUUGGCACGUGCUGUGGCGUUCUUCUUAUUCUCAGUGGUGAGCUCUUGGCCUCAGCCAGUCGGCCGAGGUUCGUGGGUCCGCCGAGCCCACAGGCUGCUGUGGAGAUGCCCGCUGACCACUGGGUGAAGCUCAUUCCUGUGGUCGUGAUGAUGCUCUAUUUCCUCUUCCAAGUGUAUGCAGCGAUUGUGCGUGCAGCCAAUGUUCCAUCAAGUUCUUUGACGCUGAUGCUGAGUUUUAUCGCGGUGGCUGCGACCACGCUUACGCUGCUCGCACUGUCCGGCAGGAAACCGUCUUUGAGGGAGCUGACACGCACUGCUAGACGACUGGCAGCCAGGUUUUGUGUUGGCCUCAUCACACUCAUCGCUCGCAAGGUCUCUUAUGGGCUACCAGGAGUUUUGUUUUCUUGUGGACUGUCGGCCUUCUGUAUCGCUUUUUCUCGUGAAUGCUGGGAUGAUAUUGAAGUAAAUGAUGGAGCUCAACUGCAAGAGAUCUCUGACACGCUGCAGUCGUGGUCGGAUCGUGCUCUGAGCUUCGUGAAAGAGCGAUAUCCCCAUCUGUACAAACGAGUCAAAUGGACGUUUGUGGGCAUCAUGGUGGUGUCGACACUGGAUAUGUGCUCGACGUUCUUCGCUGUGAUUAACCAGGACAGGCUCUCGCUGUCACUUUCGCAGUAUUCGGCAAUCAAUGUUGUGAUGUCAGCGUCGGUAGGAUACUUGACGAGUCCAGCUCCGUACGAGCUGCAUCCUGCGGCACUGCUCGACACUGGAGUGAAGCAGCUCAAGAACAAGUGGGUUGUCUUUCCGCUUCACAUGUUUGUCGAGACGCUGGUGUUUGUUGGCGUUUUCGUUGGGACGUUCGCAGCUUCCUCGACAGUUUUCAGCUCGCUCACACUUGCUGCACUUUCGGGAAUUGUCGUAUCGGUCGGGGGCCACUGGGUGUGCUCGCGUCUCGAGCUGACGGUUGGAACGCACAUGCGUAUGCAGCUAACAGCAACAUGUGCGCUGCUGUUCUGUCUGUUUCUGAUCACCUAUGCGUCUAUGGUCUCUCUGCUCUCCAUCUACCACUACUUUGACAGUAUCGAGGCGGCGUUCUGUCUCGCGUCGUUUGCUGGAAUUUUCUUUCUGGCAGCAAGCGAAUUGUUCCUGAUGUGGGAACCCACUCGUGAGGUGGGCUUGUUGUUGCAACGGCGAGUUACAAACGCCAAGGAGAAUUGGCAAUUGGAGCCCUUACGCUCGUUCUUGGAGCUUUUCACAUGGUUUGCAGUUAUCUGCGGGUCGUUCGCACUAUACGAUGAUCUCGUGUUGGCGCUUCAACUUGGCACCUUCUCUGGAAUUGCAGUCACGCUGUCAGGUGAAUAUUUUCGAAAAAACCGGUCGAAAUUGAUUCCAUGGGGACAGGGUCUACUCGCUGACGAAGAGUCCAAUCGUGCCCGACCGCUUCCCAUUAUGCUAUUGUUUGCGUACAUUGGGUCGGGCACCUUUCAGUGGAUCUUUGAGAACAUGCGCAGCCUCGAAGUCACCGUGCUUCUGGCCACUAUCGCUGGAAUCGCCUUCCUGUGUUUCGCUGACAUGCUGGUGUUGUUCAAGCCAACUCGAUGGGCAGGUGUGAUCUUGCAGGAUCGAUUUAUUAAUGUGAACCAAAACUGGAGAGAGUACCCAGUACGCUCUUUUGUCGAGUUCGGCUGCUUCAUGGGCGUUAUCUAUGGCAGCUACGCGAUCUACCACGACUUAGUCGUUGCAGUCCAGGUCGGUAUUUUGUCUGGAAUGCUCGUGACGCUGGGCGGAGAGCAACUUCGAAACUGUGCGCGAGCCAUGCCGCUGAACGAAGCAGAUAGACACGAGGCGGAGAAGACGCAGAUCCUGCCCCUCCCUGUGAUGAGUCUGCUGGGCCUGGUCGGUGCUGUGGCUUUCAAUAUUAUUUACACGCAUCUCCGCAGCAUCGAGGUGGCAUUCGUCCUGGCCACCACCAGUGGCGUCAUUUUUGCUCUUGUUGGAGACAUGUUCGUUAUCUGGAAACCUACGCGCAAGGUCGGCAUGAUUCUUCAGGAGCGUAUAUUGUACUUUAGGGCGAAUUUCGCCACUCACACGCGCCGUUCGUGGAUGGAAGUGGCUUCGCUCUGCAGCGGCUGGUACCUAUCCUACGAUUUCUUGUGGCCUGGAGAUCUCCUUAUCGCCAUUCAGUUUGGCACCACGACUGGAAUUACGGCGUGCGUUUGUGGAGAGCUUACAGUGGAGUACGUUGCUGAAGCGGAACGUCGCUUGGUAGCAGGUGUAUCAGCCAGACUGGCACAAGACCCUCAAAGAGACAGCACGUUUCUCAACCUCCCUUACGAAGUUCAGUUUGAAGUAGCGCAUUUCCUGACUGCUGAAGACCUUUUAGUGGCGCGAGCCACAUGCCACAAGAUCAACAACAUGCUGAAAGCCGAGUCAGCUCGCUUUUGGUUGCACGCAAGCCUGAGGCGGACAAUUCGAGACCAUCGCGAACGCUCUCGAGCUCAUAACAUCAGCCAUCGGAUGGGAAACCGUGCCCGAUCGCUCGUGUGUGAAGCCAUUACGCUUGUGCUGCCCAAAAUCGUUGGAGCCAGAGACCCAGCUCAAGUGCUGACGUCUAGUAACGAAGUCAACCGCGCACUCAAGUGGGUAUACCUCAAUGCCGUCUGGAUUCGGAAGCAGAGCCUCCCACAAUUGAUCAAUGAAGGCGAAGUGAACGACAGCGCGCUCGUCUCGCUUACCGCUGGAGAUGUUGCCUUCGACGUCUUUCGCCACAUGCCUGACAAGAGCUCUUUGGGAAUUACCAUCACGCGCAAUGAGGAUUUUGCGAUCGAGCGCGUCGAAGUGCCUAGAGGCGUUUACGACAUGAUCCAGCGGGACCCUUUCAGCUUUGUGGCUGCCGAGACUCUCUCUACGUUAGAAGUGUUUUCGAAUUGGCACCUGACGGUAGUGGCGUUCGUCACGAUGACGCUGAUUUUCAUCGGGCAGUUUUCGAGCGACCUUCUUCGCGCAUACGUCCUGCCAGCAUCGUUCACGUGGUGGGGAGUGAGAUAA
Messenger RNA from Phytophthora infestans T30-4, 3789 nucleotides. Its product is annotated as F-box protein, putative. Gene Ontology annotation, molecular function: protein binding. NCBI's taxonomy places the organism in Eukaryota, Oomycota, Peronosporomycetes, Peronosporales, Peronosporaceae. The coding region runs from base 1 to 3789 and encodes 1262 amino acids. The transcript has 9 exons. The record is from RefSeq and is a predicted model, not a curated record.